AUGCUGCAGCAGCUCGCGGCGCUCGCGCUUGCAUUCGCCCAAGCGCCGGGCAGGCCCGACGGGCGGCCGUACGAGGUGGUGAUCGCCGGAGGCGGCAUCGGCGGCCUCUGCACCGCGCUCGUGCUCCAGAAUCUGGGCUGCCGCGUGCGCGUCUUUGAGAAGACGUCGCGCUACCGCCCGUUUGGCGGGCCGAUCCAGAUCGCGUCCAACGCGGCCGAGUCGAUCCGGCGGAUCGACGAGGCGACGUACGAGAAGAUCCUCGCGCGCGCCACGGUCAUCGGCGACCGCACCAACGGACUCAAGGACGGCAAGUCGAAUGAGUGGUUUGCGACGUUCGACCUCGACUCGCCCGACAGCGACUUAUCCGCCAAGACCGACUCCAUUCCGCGCGCGCUCCGCCGGUACAACAACAACCGCGUCCUGCGCGCCGCCGCCGUGCAGGGCCUCAGCCGCAUCUCGUCCGCCUUUCUCUUCCAGUACCAGCCGCCGCUCGACCUGCAGUGGGGCCUGCCGCCCCGCCUCGCAAACGUGGCCUUCCCGCUGCAGUUCGAGUUCCUCUUCUCCUUCCCUGGCGAGAUCAACCCCGAGAUCUUCGCCGAGGGGACGCCUGGCGACUUUGGCACUUGGCAGGCGGCGGAGACGGCCAGCGCCGCAGGCCGGCCGGCGGAGGGGCCUCGGCAACGGGGCCAGCCGGAGCGGGAGCUAAUCUCCAAGGAGAAGAGUUUGGGCGAGUGGCUCUCGCAGUACUGGUAG
This is a messenger RNA of Emiliania huxleyi CCMP1516, 753 nucleotides long. RefSeq lists its product as hypothetical. NCBI's taxonomy places the organism in Eukaryota, Haptophyta, Isochrysidales, Noelaerhabdaceae. The transcript has 4 exons. The coding region runs from base 1 to 753 and encodes 250 amino acids. The record is from RefSeq and is a predicted model, not a curated record.